AAACUACACUUAGUAUGAUGACGACUCCUCUGCGUGUUGUUCGUUCACCAGGUUCUCGUCAUGCAGACCACUCUGUCCACGAGCUUAGCUCGCCUGUGGCCGGACCCUCAACCAGUCCACUGCAUAGUGCAAUAGACUCUGAUGAUUCUUUCGACUUCCGUAUGCUUGAUAUGCCUGAGGUUGUUUCAUUACCGUGGGUUCCUUUGGACUCUCGUGAAACAAGGGUUUAUAUCCCUUCUUCCGUUCAUCAGCUCGUCAACAACAUGAAGCAUGAGCUAGAAAUGGAGGGUAGAGCACGCCGAAAAGCUGAAGAUUUACAUUUGGAAGAACUGCGUAAAAGGGUUAAACUAGAGGUUAUCAUGGAUAGUCUGCGAAACGAUUGCGCUAGGCUUGUAUCGUCUCCCACAUUCUCUACCGUUUCCCCAUCACUUCCCUCGUUCACUGGCCCUCCUCUACAUAGUCCAACCGUUCCAGACAUGAUCAGCUCAAACCAGAACUCUUCAGCCAUAGAACAACACAAGGGUAAAUCUCAAACCGAUGAUACUGCUCCAGUGCCCAAUUUAGAUCAAACAACGGAACCCAGCAUUGGCGGAGGCCAAAGCGAUUCGAUGAGCCAACAGAACGAUGGCACUGCCUCGCAACAUUCUCCAAUUUCCUCGCCUACACCAAGCACCCCUUCAAAAGCUCAGCGGUUACUUGCAGUCAUACAGGACAAUAUCAAUCGACUCGUUCCCUCCGCGCCCCACGACGAAAAUGGCGAUGCCUUAGCAGACUCGAAUCAUGUGCCAUCAUCAAGCAUAUCUUGACAUUCCCAUACGCCCUUAUGGCGACCGUAAAUAUUCUCCUCACAAGUCCUAUACGCACUCGCAUACCAUCAACUUCUCCAGACCGGACCAGUCCUCGUUUUUACUGGUAUACCAAUUCAUCUUUCAAAUGCAUUAAGAUCGCGGCCUGGAGCUGGACUGUUAAACACUACAUCCACUAUAGUCGAUGUGCUAGUUUUACUCGCCAUGACUACUAUUCAAUAGACUGGAAUAUGUUGUAACAUUAAGUAGAACAUUUGCUCCUCGAGCACGAAAAGGAUUGAACCUGUUAUACCAGUGUUUGACCAAAGGCAACUCGUUAUCAGGGCAGCGAACUUGAGGGACACGAGAAUAAGUAGGAGGUAAGCCCAACAGUCAAUAAAUGAGACUCAAGAUUUGGAGAGCAAAAAAAAUAAGAGCAGAGGCGCGCACCUGAUGCUGUCUACUGGCAUCGCCUCUUGAGCAUAAUGGCAUGGGAUAGAUCGUACAGACUCGGCAUGAUGUAUAUCAGAGACGAGAUGCGGGGCAUCACUGUAUGUCCGAGGUAUCAUUGCUGGAUCAUGAAUGUUGGUCUGCGUCUGU
Messenger RNA from Serpula lacrymans var. lacrymans S7.9, 1385 nucleotides. RefSeq lists its product as uncharacterized. Bases 15 to 806 code for a protein of 263 amino acids. The record is from RefSeq and is a predicted model, not a curated record. The transcript is spliced from 4 exons. Lineage: Eukaryota; Fungi; Basidiomycota; Agaricomycetes; Boletales; Serpulaceae.